AUGUGUGCACUUAAUAGGAAAUUUGGUUUCCUGACGGGAACUCUGCAGAACUAUGCGAGAAAGUACAACCUGGCCAUUGAUCACCUGAGCUUCAAGUACAUUGUGUACCCGGUCAUCCGCGACCAGAAGGAAGUGCACAGACAGAUGGGGGAACUCAAAUUUGGCGAGGAAUUGGAGAUGGAUAAAGACCUUAAAGUGCCCGAAGAUGGUGUACUAGUCCAUGGCAUGUAUAUGGAUGCGUGCCGCUGGGAUAUGGAGGCAAUGACCAUGGUGGACUCUCUGAAGGGCGAGAUGCAAGGAGAGCUCCCCAUGCUCCACAUGCAGCCGGAGAUGGACUUUGAACCAGACCCUGCAAACUAUAUGGCUCCUCUGUACAAGACUGCUCUCAGAGCAGGCACACUCUCAACCACUGGUCAUUCCACAAACUAUGUAGUGGCUGUGUACCUCCCAUCAACACGCCCACAAGACUACUGGAUCGCUAAGGGAGCUGCCUGUCUCUGCCAGCUUAGUGAAUAAAGCAGAAUAAAACCAAGAACACUCGAUUAAAAAAGGAUGAAAAAUACAGCAUACUGAUUCCAGAUAUAAGGGAUUAAAUAAAGAUAAAGCAGAUGAAAAUCAAGAAGAUGAAAUCAAAAUAAAGAAAACUAAAAUCAACCAGAGUUUUAAUAUAACAUUAUGGAAUAACUUUACUUUGAUCAUUCAGUUUGUGAUGUGUGCUGUUUAUUCAAAUGAAAAAGUACUCUUAAGUUGUUGUUUUUUGAAACCUUAAAUUAAUUGAAUAUAUUCAACCUGCUGAGUGGCUUAUAAUGAAUAUUGUGUGUAAAUAGUGAGGUUGUUUUGGACAACAGAGACAUUGCUAAUUUAAAUAUUACCUUAUUAUACUGUGCUGACAUUUUGUGUACUAAACUGUGGAUGCAUUUGAACUUGAUUUGUGUUUUGUUGUUAUUUUUUUUACUUUGUUGACAUUUUGCUAAUGUGAUGGUUGUUAUUUCUUCCUGUGAUAUGAAUAUUAUUUUUUUCAUUGAUUUAUUAAACAAGCAUAAAACUGUGUAUAUACAUUGACCUUUAUAGAUGCAUCAUACAUAGUGUAAUGAUGUGUAGAAUACAUGUUAUUACAAAAUUCCUACCGUCAAUCUGGACUUGUGUAAGAAUAUAAUAAGAUAAUAUAUACAUAUUUUGUGAUACAAAUUUAAGACGUCCACUGAGAAUACAAAAUUUUAUAUCAUUUUAAAUGCACUUGUUAAAGUUUGAACAAAAAACAUGCCCUAUAUUAAACAAUGCAUUCUAAUAUAAAUUGAGUGUUUUUCUUUGAAUGUUUAUUAAUGAAGUGAUAAUAAUACUGCUGAACUUACGUGCAAAUCCGUCCUUUUUAUUGGUUUUUCUUAUAACCAUGAAAUGUAUUGAAGUAUUUGCACAUAGCUGGUUCCGUCCAUUCCAAACUUUACUUUCAAAGUUUAAUGAAGGAGAUAUUUCGACUUUUGUUUAUUAUAAAAUUUAUAUUUAUGAACCUAAUUUUAUUUAUUGUUUUUACUGGGACACUCUGUGAUUUGAAAUAAAGUAUUACACUAUCA
This is a messenger RNA of Mya arenaria, 1571 nucleotides long. RefSeq names its product dynein axonemal heavy chain 6-like. The record is from RefSeq and is a predicted model, not a curated record. Gene Ontology annotation, biological process: microtubule-based movement. The transcript has 4 exons. Lineage: Eukaryota; Metazoa; Mollusca; Bivalvia; Myida; Myidae. Bases 1 to 516 code for a protein of 171 amino acids. Gene Ontology annotation, molecular function: dynein intermediate chain binding; dynein light intermediate chain binding; minus-end-directed microtubule motor activity. Gene Ontology annotation, cellular component: dynein complex.